AUGGAAGAGGCCAAGCUUAAAGAUCUGAAGGUCAAAAAUUAUCUGUUUCAAGCUAUUGACAGAGAAAUUCUUGAAACGAUUCUUGACAAGGGAACUUCAAAGGCAAUAUGGAGGUCCAUGCAACAGAAGUAUCAAGGAUCCACAAAGGUGAAAAGAGCACAACUUCAAGCGUUGAGAAGAGAAUUCGAGCUAUUGACCAUGAAAGAAGGCGAGAAGGUCGAUAACUUCUUGGGACGGGCUCUCAAUGUGGUAAACAAGAUGAAAUCAAAUGGUGAAACAAUGGAGCAAAGUACGGUGGUGAGCAAGAUACUUAGAUCUUUGACCUCUAAAUUCAAUUAUGGUGUGUGCUCAAUAGAGGAAUCAAAUGAUUUGAGUACCUCAAGUAUUGAUGAACUGCAUGACAGUGUCCUUAUUCAUGAGCAAAGAAUGCAGGGAUUUCAGACAGAAGAACAUUAUGAGUGCCCUGACUGGGAGAAGAAGGCCAAUUAUGCGGAGCUGGAGGAAGAAGAAGAAAUCUUAUUAAUGGCGUAUAAAGAGAUGUGUCAACCCACACAAGAAGAAGCUUGGUUCUUAGACUCUGGCUGCAACAAUUAUAUGACGGGAAACAAAAAUUGGUUUUUAGAAAUGGAGGAAGGAUUUUGCAAAAUUGUGAAGCUUGGAAAUGAUACAACAAUGAAUGUUGUGGCAAAAGGAAACAUACGUGUGCAAAUGAAUGGCAUUACUCAGGUGAUAUUCGAUGUUUACUUUGUUCCUGAGCUUAACAAUUUGCUAAGCUUAAGAUAA
Messenger RNA from Lathyrus oleraceus (garden pea), 783 nucleotides. RefSeq lists its product as uncharacterized. Bases 1 to 783 code for a protein of 260 amino acids. Lineage: Eukaryota; Viridiplantae; Streptophyta; Magnoliopsida; Fabales; Fabaceae. The transcript is spliced from 2 exons. The record is from RefSeq and is a predicted model, not a curated record.